This is a messenger RNA of Cuscuta campestris, 1547 nucleotides long. The record is from the annotation of a GenBank genome assembly. Lineage: Eukaryota; Viridiplantae; Streptophyta; Magnoliopsida; Solanales; Convolvulaceae.
AUUAUUGUAACCCCUCCUUUGUAUACAUAAAGGAAGGUGAAUUUUCUGUAUUAUUCAAGAAAUCAAAUCACUCUUUCAUGCAGUCCCCUCUGCCCUCUGCCGAAAUCACACAGCAGCCCACUCUCUUUUUCUUUUUCCCUUUUUCCUCUCAUUCGGAACACAGCGGCAGUCACCAUGUCCUCCGACAAAACAACCUCUUCUUCAACUACUAUCCCAACCCUCCUCACCUUGCCUUCACAACGGUGUCCAACAUCAAGCUCCACGUUCCCACUCUCCUCAGUUUUUCAGAACCUAACUACAAAAAAUGGAGCCGUCUCUUUCUUCUCCUAAUUCGACGCUUCAAUCUUGAAGCCUACCUCAACGGCACGGCCUUACCCACCGGCAAAGAUGACAUCGAGUGGAUACAACUCAAUGCCCUCAUCCAAGGGUGGAUUCUAUCCACCGUCAAUGACGAAGUCUCCGAUCUCGUCAUCUCUUCGACUACCUCUGCCGCAGAUCUAUGGAAAUCCAUUCACAAUCUCUUCCAUGACAACAAGGCCGCUCGGGCCAUGCAAUUGGAGCAAAAGUUCUAUAACACCGUUAAAGGCUCCUCCUCGAUCAACACCUACUGUCAGAAUCUCCGCAACAUAGCCGACCGGCUCGAUGAUGUCGAUGCACCAGUCACCGAAGGUCAACUCGUUCUGCAAACUCUACGCGGCCUACCUGAAGAUCUUGGUGCCCGAGCCUCGUUCCUGCAAUUCCAGAAGCCGCAGCCCACCUUUAUGGAGACUCGGUCAGCCCUCCUCUUGGAGGGCCUACAACGGCCGACGGACAGUGGCGGAGAAGGUUCUACCGUUUUGGCAGCAACCGGUGGUGGGCGGCCCAGUCACAACGCCGGACAUCAGUCCGGUCCCUCCUAUGGCAGCGACAACAUCGGGCAACAAAACAGAAGCAGCAACCGUGUUUCUGGCACCGGCAGUGGCGGACGUGGCGGCGGGCGCUCAAACCGAGGACGUGGUCGCAGCCGGAACCCUAGGACAUAUUCUCGGCAACAUACUAGCAGCAGCGUACCAAGGCAGAUCACUUACCCAAACUUGGGUCCUGGCCUUUUGGGACCUCGCCCAAACUCACCUUUCUACUCGGCCCAUGCAUACCUAGCCCAACCCUCCUACCCGCCCAGUCCCUACCCAAAUCCCAAACCAAUAUUNUUUGACACCAUGACCCUACGGGAACCUUCGUGGAUCAUGGACACUGGAGCUUCCCACCACAUUGCUUCUGACCUAGGAUUCUCGGAUGGGCACCGUGAUUCAUUGAUCCAAUAAUGACGGCCCUCUCUAUCACCUGCGACCACUAGACAAUUAUGCCCAGGUCAACGUUGCCACAACCGCCCAGACAUGGCAUCGUCGCCUUGGCCAUCCAAGCAUUGCGGUCCUACGUGGCAUUCCAAAUUUAUACUCUCUCCGUCUCGGAGUAUUCGUCCAGUUUUGACUUUUGGAACUGUUCAUCUAAGCACUUUGACUCAUCAAAUUCUCUCAAUGUGUAAGCUUAAAUAUAGUCAUGUGUGAUCU